AUGAAGCGCCGGCGUUUGCUAUAUAAGCAGCCUCUUCCUGCCGCGCCGUCGAGUGAUGAGCUUGGGCAGGUGAGAACGCUUGUGAGAGACAAGUGGGUUGCCUCCUACCUUGCCGAGCAUGGACGUGGGGGUCAGGAUGCACGUGCUGCGGCCAAACGAGAGUUCACCUCAGCCGCCAACAAGCGUCAGAUGCUGAGUUCCAUGCUGGAGUCUGGGCAGGUACCACCCCGGCUUCAUGCAGCAGCCACCCGUCUAAUCAUGGCUUGGACAUCUGAGACGCCCCUCCGUGGCCCACAUGAGGUGGAGGAGGAUGUCAUGAGUUCGUACCGUGGCAGUGGGACUAUGUUUCGGUAUUCAGGGUCGUGGAGCCGUGUGGACGAUGCCGCAAUGUCGGCGGUGCUGGUUGCGAAGGGUCACAAUGGCAUUUCUGAGGUAUGCAGUCGCCUCAAGUGUCACCCCUAUGUGCAAGGAUUGUGGGACGAGUUCUCGGCCUUCAGGCAGCAGCUGGUGUCAAGCACACCUAUCACGCGCUGGACUGCAGCCAUGGAGCUACAUGUGGAAGCUUCGCUUGCGGCCAACCCUCCCAUUCCAUCGGUACACAUACAUUUUAUGUUUGAUGCCAUUGGCAAGACCAUCUCAUUUCGAAAUGAGCCUGGAUUGAAGUUUCGCAACUCGCAGCCGUACAGGUCGCUUGCAGCACCAGUCGCCCGCGGACGGGCUUGCAAACGAGCCUAUGAUCAGGGGCACUUUUACUUGACUCCGCUCAAGACAGGUGCCAUACUCCAUGCCACAAAUGCACCACCGUUCAAGUCCUAUGCAGUGUCUCCAGAAUGGAUCACAAGCAUGUGGCAAGGGGAUAAAUUGUCUCCGGAAUCGGCCAAGGAACUCUAUCUCAAGUGCAAAAAGCACGUCAAACAGUAUUGUGACAAUGUCACAUCACAGGUCCAGAUGACCCAGCAGAGCAACUUGCAGGAACGCCAGGCUGCAGCACAGGCAGCCUUGCUCCGCAUGCAUCGUCCUCGGGUGUAUCUGGAACCAGUGGAACAAGAGUUCUUGCCUCAAUUCCAGGUGGAUGCUUUCAGACGACGCUUCUUGGUGCUGGACGGACCCACGAAGCUCGGCAAGACGAUCUUUGCCUCCAGCCUUGCAGGACCCGAACACACUCUGGAGUUGAAUUGUGCAUCGUCCAUGGAACCCAAUUUGCGGGACUUCAACAAUGAUGUUCAUCGCGCGAUCGUGUUUGAUGAGGCAUCUUGUGCCAUGGUUCUCCGGCACAAGAAGCUUUUCCAGGGUGGUGUGCAACCACUGGAACUGGCCAGCUCCAACACGAAUUGCUACUCUUACAAGGUUUGGGUCUAUGGCACGAUGAUGAUCGUCACAAGCAACACCUGGACUGCAGAGUUGCAUGAGCUGUCACCUGAGGACGCAUCAUGGCUGCGUUCCAAUUCGGUUGCAUGUCUUCGAAGAAAGAUUUCUUCGUUGUCACGGACGAGAAGAGCCGAGAAGCAGCGGGAAGCCAACAUGGGCUUGAAUCCCCGUCAAGUGUUUGUCUUAUUGGCGAUUUAUGUACUUACUGGUGACCCAGCGGUGGCUCUCGAGUAUAUCAGCGCGAAGGCUGCGCGUGAAAGGAUGGAAGAGGCAGACGCAGAAGACAAGAAACGAUAUGUAGAAGAGCUGUACCUCAAAACAAGCUUGGAAGACAUAGCAUCGCUGCAGGAUCCUUCUGGUUCGCGGCAGGGCAUUUACAAGACUGCACAGCGUUGGAUUGCCAGACGAAGAACCAGAAACUUCGUGUGCAAUAUGAAUGCGAUUGGCGUGGCUCCAAGUUCAGAGCAAGUUGCAGAAGAAUAUCGCAAACAAAGUGCGUCCUCUGUACCAACUACCGAUGCCCGUGGAUUACGAGCCUGGAGCAGUCGCUUCCGUCGCAGUUUUGCCUUCCGGCUGGGCAAGAUGAAAGCGGCCAAGCCAGUGGAAGAUGUUUGUGCAAAGGCCGUGCUCUUCUGGCGCCACGCUGCUUGGUUGGAACGCUCCAGCGCGAAGCAGCCAGUCUACAUCAAUAUAGAUGAAACGGCUUUAGCCUAUUCGUUCCAUGCUGCCGAGGUUGCGGGACCUGAGCUUCCACGAGAGCCCGACCGUGUGGAACUGCCCCAGGUACAAGCCAAGCAGCUGAGCAAGGUGGUAAAGGUGAGAACGCUUGUGAGAGACAAGUGGGUUGCCUCCUACCUUGCCGAGCAUGGACGUGGGGGUCAGGAUGCACGUGCUGCGGCCAAACGAGAGUUCACCUCAGCCGCCAACAAGCGUCAGAUGCUGAGUUCCAUGCUGGAGUCUGGGCAGGUACCACCCCGGCUUCAUGCAGCAGCCACCCGUCUAAUCAUGGCUUGGACAUCUGAGACGCCCCUCCGUGGCCCACAUGAGGUGGAGGAGGAUGUCAUGAGUUCGUACCGUGGCAGUGGGACUAUGUUUCGGUAUUCAGGGUCGUGGAGCCGUGUGGACGAUGCCGCAAUGUCGGCGGUGCUGGUUGCGAAGGGUCACAAUGGCAUUUCUGAGGUAUGCAGUCGCCUCAAGUGUCACCCCUAUGUGCAAGGAUUGUGGGACGAGUUCUCGGCCUUCAGGCAGCAGCUGGUGUCAAGCACACCUAUCACGCGCUGGACUGCAGCCAUGGAGCUACAUGUGGAAGCUUCGCUUGCGGCCAACCCUCCCAUUCCAUCGGUACACAUACAUUUUAUGUUUGAUGCCAUUGGCAAGACCAUCUCAUUUCGAAAUGAGCCUGGAUUGAAGUUUCGCAACUCGCAGCCGUACAGGUCGCUUGCAGCACCAGUCGCCCGCGGACGGGCUUGCAAACGAGCCUAUGAUCAGGGGCACUUUUACUUGACUCCGCUCAAGACAGGUGCCAUACUCCAUGCCACAAAUGCACCACCGUUCAAGUCCUAUGCAGUGUCUCCAGAAUGGAUCACAAGCAUGUGGCAAGGGGAUAAAUUGUCUCCGGAAUCGGCCAAGGAACUCUAUCUCAAGUGCAAAAAGCACGUCAAACAGUAUUGUGACAAUGUCACAUCACAGGUCCAGAUGACCCAGCAGAGCAACUUGCAGGAACGCCAGGCUGCAGCACAGGCAGCCUUGCUCCGCAUGCAUCGUCCUCGGGUGUAUCUGGAACCAGUGGAACAAGAGUUCUUGCCUCAAUUCCAGGUGGAUGCUUUCAGACGACGCUUCUUGGUGCUGGACGGACCCACGAAGCUCGGCAAGACGAUCUUUGCCUCCAGCCUUGCAGGACCCGAACACACUCUGGAGUUGAAUUGUGCAUCGUCCAUGGAACCCAAUUUGCGGGACUUCAACAAUGAUGUUCAUCGCGCGAUCGUGUUUGAUGAGGCAUCUUGUGCCAUGGUUCUCCGGCACAAGAAGCUUUUCCAGGGUGGUGUGCAACCACUGGAACUGGCCAGCUCCAACACGAAUUGCUACUCUUACAAGGUUUGGGUCUAUGGCACGAUGAUGAUCGUCACAAGCAACACCUGGACUGCAGAGUUGCAUGAGCUGUCACCUGAGGACGCAUCAUGGCUGCGUUCCAAUUCGGUGCACGUCUACUGCACACAGAAAUUGUAUUGCUAA
Messenger RNA from Symbiodinium sp. CCMP2592, 3600 nucleotides. NCBI's taxonomy places the organism in Eukaryota, Dinophyceae, Suessiales, Symbiodiniaceae. The record is from the annotation of a GenBank genome assembly.